Messenger RNA from Hemibagrus wyckioides, 2764 nucleotides. It is a transcript of the gene wdfy1, whose product is annotated as WD repeat and FYVE domain containing 1. The transcript has 12 exons. NCBI's taxonomy places the organism in Eukaryota, Metazoa, Chordata, Actinopteri, Siluriformes, Bagridae. Bases 177 to 1403 code for a protein of 408 amino acids. The record is from RefSeq and is a predicted model, not a curated record. Gene Ontology annotation, molecular function: metal ion binding; protein binding.
UGUUUUGUUCAGUAAUUGUGCUUCAGAUGAUCACUACUGACUAGCUGAGCAGAAUUUGUCACGCGGAGAAUAAACAUGCUUCUGGGAUUUACGGUACUUUUUAAGCAGUAUUUUUAGCCAUCAGCUGACGCGAGACCUGGCUACUUGGGGAGAGGAAAUCUAAAAAGAAAACAGCUAUGGCGGCCGAGAUUCAUUCAAGGCCACAGAGCUCCAGGCCUAUACUCUUGAACAAAAUCGAAGGGCACCAAGAUUCAGUGACUGCCGCGAUUUUAAUACCGAAGGAGGACGGAGUCAUCACGGUCAGCGAGGACAGGUCUAUUCGAGUAUGGCUGAAGAGAGACAGUGGACAGUACUGGCCCAGCAUUUACCAUACUGUGUCCUCUCCAUGUUCAUGCGUGGCAUACCACCAAGAAAGCAGGCGGAUUUUCGUAGGACAGGACAAUGGAUCUAUUGUGGAAUUUCUUAUUUCUGAAGACUUCAACAAGAUGAACCAUGUGAAAACCUAUCCAGCUCAUCAGGGUCGCGUGUCAGACAUAGUGUUCUCCUUGCUGAGUCAGUGGGUUGUGAGUACAGGUUAUGACAAGAGUGUCAGCUGGAUGUGCACCCAGAGCAGCUCCAUGCUCGGAUGCCACUACUUCAGCUCGUGGGCCUCAUGUCUUCAGUAUGAUGAUGAUACCCAGCAUGCAUUUGUUGGUGACUAUUCAGGACAAAUCACCUUGCUAAAAUUGGAAAGACAGACAUAUUCCACCAUAACUACUUUAAAAGGACAUGAAGGAAGCAUAGGAGCUCUGUGGUGGGACCCAGUGAAAAGAUGGCUGUUCUCUGGUGCAUCAGAUCACAGUAUAAUCAUGUGGGAUAUCGGUGGGAGAAAGGGACGCACGCUACUACUACAGGGACAUCACGAAAAGGUGCAGGCUCUGCAAUAUCUGCAGUUAUCUAAGCAGUUGGUCUCCUGCUCUGCCGAUGGAGCUAUUGCAGUGUGGAACAUGGAUGUUCCACGGCAGGAGGCUCCACAGUGGUUGGAUAGCGACUCAUGUCAGAAGUGUGAACAGCCGUUUUUUUGGAACAUUAAGCAAAUGUGGGACACUAAGACCCUUGGUCUCCGACAACACCAUUGCAGGAAAUGUGGGAAGGCAGUUUGUGGGAAGUGUAGCUCUAAACAUUCAACCUACCCCAUCAUGGGAUUUGAGUUCCAGGUGCGAAUGUGUGAUGACUGCUACAACACAAUCAAAGAGGAAGAUCGAGUGCCUAUGGCUAUGUUCCAUGAAGGGAAGCACAACAUAUCUCAUAUGGACAUUGACAGUUCUAGAGGCCUGAUGGUCACCUGCGGGAGUGACCGUAUUGUUAAGAUAUGGGAUAUGAUCCAGCUGGUUGGCUAUAACAUUUCAACAGGCUCUCACUGAGUAAUAGAAGCACUUAGAAGGCCCAUUACAGGAGCUCGUCAAGUAUGAAUCCACAAACCCUGCCCUGUAGUUAUAUUUCUGUAUGUCUGUGUUAUUCUAGUCAUUUUUGUCAUCAGUGUUGUCUGAAUUGUGCUUAUUCCUCUCUCUCUGUGUGUGCGCGUGUGUGCGUGUGCGCGUGUGUGCGCGCGUGUGUGUGCGGAGCCCUUGUCCAAGCAUGUUGAUUCUCUCUCUUUCUCUCUCUCUCUCCCUCCCUCCUCCUCCUUGCCUUAUUAUACUCAGGUGAAGAAGUUCUAUUUAUAAUAGUUCUAUUCAGACUCUAAAAAUAGAGACCGAUAAAGUGGUUUCAUUGCAGUUCGUACUAUGUUGCCACAGAAAGUUAAGCAAAAAAUGCAAGGCACGACUCAUCUUAAGAUUAAGUUAAGAUUGAGUUAAGAUUGCUGAAAAACUUAACUCUUAAAUGUAAGAUUUAUCUGAAAGGUUGAUCAUUCAACAGAGAGCUCUCUGUUAUAAAACAAUUGUUUUUAUUGAGAUCAGGUAGGUGAUAAUAUCAGUUGAGGAGGACUGGUGCAUAGUUGGUAUUCCAAUUUAUUUAAAAGGUCUUCAGUAGAAAUGAGGUCAGGUCAAGUUAUUCAAGGAUUUUUUUUUUUCUUCUAAAUGUUGUGUGCUAAAAUGCCAGGAGCAGUUUCAGAUGUUCGCAAUCAGUCUGUCUGGCACAACCAACCAUACCAUGAUCAAAGUCUGAUCUCACACUUUUCUUCAUUCUGCUGUUGACAUUUAUUUUAGCUCGUGACCUGUAUCUACAUGAUGUUAUGCAUUUUGAUUCUGCCACAUGAUUGGAUGAUAAUUGUAUGAAUGAUAUGCAGGUGCUACUAACAAGUGCCCAGUGUAUAUAUAAUACAGCCUGCCUCUCUCUCUCUCUCUCUCUCUCUCUCUCACUCACAUACUUUUUGCUUAUUGCCCUCUCUUUAACUGAACUUUUUUUUUCUGUAAAAAUGUCCUUGAGAAAGCUGUAUCUGUUAUGCUUUAUAUAUGGGCUAUUUGAUAAAGCAUUUUACUAACCCAACCAUCAUAGACCAUUUUGAACAUAGGACAUUUUGAUAUUUUCUGGUCAUAUUAAAGAAAGGCAUUAUUUAAUGUAACUGAAUUUAUGUGGACUCGGUCACACUGAUGACACUUGGAUGUUUUGUAAACUCUAGAAAAGGAUGCAGUCAUUUCAAGAAGUUUGCAAUGACCUUAGUACAGUAUCAAAAUUGAAAUUGUUUGUGUUGCAGGAUAAAGAUUUUGGAGUGCAAUUGUCAGAAAAAAAAGCUCUGUCUUCAUAAACUGUUCUUGUAUAUUAAACACUAAUUGAUCAGCUUUGA